Molecule: messenger RNA, 205 nt
Organism: Amoebophrya sp. A25
Lineage: Eukaryota; Dinophyceae; Syndiniales; Amoebophryaceae
Source: the annotation of a GenBank genome assembly
AUGCGCGUGCUUUCUAAUGGCCUGGAGAAAGCGAGUUUGCCUUCAAGUGAGUCCGGCCGACCUCAAAAAGGCACGCCUUGUGCGGACGACGGCCAUGGCGACGCGGUAGACGUAGCUGCUACUUCUAGGGAGGAAGAGUAUGCUUUUGGAUCGACCUCGCCAGAUCAGGCAGGUGCAACCGAUAACAUCGAAAUUCAUCAAGAAC